Metschnikowia bicuspidata var. bicuspidata NRRL YB-4993 is the source of this 681-nucleotide messenger RNA. RefSeq lists its product as uncharacterized. The transcript has a single exon. Bases 232 to 585 code for a protein of 117 amino acids. NCBI's taxonomy places the organism in Eukaryota, Fungi, Ascomycota, Pichiomycetes, Serinales, Metschnikowiaceae. The record is from RefSeq and is a predicted model, not a curated record.
GUUUGGCAGAAAGAGUCUCAGACCUGGCCCGGUCCACCGCGCACAACAAAGUAUACAAAGUUUAGCACCCGCGCUAAAAGUUAGCUUGGCUCCCUACCAGUGCGUCUGGCACCGGUAGAUGUAUCCUUCUUUUUCUCAUGAUCAUUAUUUCCAUUUUAUGAAUUAGGAUGAUUGAUUUAGUUUUCUAUUGACAGCAGAUUAUCCAAUGAAUUCGCGUUUCCAAAUGAAGCUAUGAUCAUCAAUCAGGCAGAAAUGGCCCCAGGUAAUUCUGGUAUAUUUAGAUCAGAAUCAUAUAGGCUGGCACUAAUGACUUUACUCAGGUGCCAUUAUGAGAUAUCACUUAUUCGUUACUUUUGUUUCGGAUACGCGAGCUCACAAUACUUGUAUCCUUUGGUCUUUCUUUAUUCGGCUCUUUCUUAUGCCGGAUGCAUUGUGGUUCGGUUUCCAGUCGAUGCGAAUGCAGGCAUUAUGAAAAGUCGGCAUUCUGUAGAUUUAGUUACUCCAAUUGUCAAUGCUACACGAAUGCACAACUCAAAAACAGUUUGGAAACAAGGAAACUGCCUUACCUUCAGGAAAUCCCUCUAGCUUUGUGUUUCUACUGUCCUCAGAUCUAUACAGAUCUAUAAAUAGCUCGCGUGAGACAACGCGCAACAGGAUAGCGCGUUCCUUCCGAGGAAAUAG